UAAUUAUAUUAAAUGUAAAUAUUGUUAAUUUAUUAUUUGACUGUUACCGCAUUUGGUAGUUAACCAGUCAUAAGUCACCCGCAAACGUACCAAUUUUUAUCUGCAAUACCAGUCGUACAAAUCUCUUAAAACUGCUAGAAACCGCAACCGCCCGCAUCCACAAACUCCCGCAACCGCAAUCGCAACCGCUGCGUUUAAACCAGUCAGGCCCUUAGUGAUUCUGAGAACUAUUAUUUGCAUUUAAAUUACAUGUUCGAAUUGAGUCACAAUACUUACUACGGUUUGGAACUUGUGAACAGAUUCAACAAUGACUACGGCCAGUGGGGCGAAAAGUGAUUCGACAAGUGAGCCGAUAACCUAAUCCGGGAAUAUUCUACCACUUGGAACACAACCUAUACAAGUUCCGGUUGUUCCAAGCAACGUAAGUCGACUUCAUCCUGAUAGGUUCGAUGGAUUGAACUUCAAACAGUGGCAGCAAAGAAUGCACUUCUUUCUGACAACAUUGAAUUUGUCUCGGUAUCUUACUGAAGUGAAACCAGUGCUACCUGCGGACAAUACUGAUCCAAGGGCACUGACAAGCCUUGAAGCAUGGAGGCAUAAUGACUUCCUAUGUAAAGGCUAUAUCCAAAACCGUUUGGUGGACCAGCUGUUCAAUGUAUACACUGAGAUCGAAAUCUCCAAAGAUCUUUGGGAUGCUUUGGAGAAGAAAUACAAAUCCUUCAAUGUAGGCUCGAGGAAAUUUGCUACAUCAAAAAUUUCUAAACUUCGUGAUGGUUGAUUCACGACCUAUCAUGGAGCAAGUACAUGAGCUGCAAUUGAUCUUUCAAGAGAUCGCUGACGAAGAUAUGAAGCUCUGUGAGACCUUCACAGUGAAUUGCUUCAUCGAGAAGCUUCCUCCAAGUUAGGAAGACUUCAAAAAUUAUCUUGUUUACAAGCAAAAUACCUUAACUUUGGCACACUUAAUUACCCGGCUUCAGAGUGAGUCACUGAAACGUGACAAAGAUGGGCCAUUCCGUUCUCAAGAUAAUAAUGUUGCUGAGUAUUGGAACAAGGGAAAAAGGAAGGCAAUAUUUCAAAAGUCAGUGUCGAAGCGUGUUCAAAAAGCAUCCUCGAGCUUCAAAAGACAAGCUCAACCGUCCAUGAAGAAUAAAUUCGGACGGAGAUGUGGUAGUUACGGCAAGAUGGGAUAUAAAUAAUCUGAAUGUCGUAGAAAAAACAUGGGAAAAAAUUAAUCCAAUCUAACUGAAGCGGAUCUGUGUGUUGUGGUCACAGAAGCUCAUAUGGUUGAAGAAAAUCCCAAAACUUUAUUGUAUGACACAUGUGCCACUACACAUAUUUGCAUUGAUAGAGAUAUAUUCAGUACCUAUCAGAAAUGUAAAUCUGAAGAUCAUAUAAAGAUGUGAAAGAUAUCCCAAUCUAAGAUCGAAGGUACUGGAAAAAUUGUAUUGAAGAUGACUUCUGGAAUGGUAAACACUCUCACCAACGUAAAGCAUGUUCCAGACAUGAUGAAAAAUCUGAUUUCCGGAUCUCUGAUGAGUAAGCACGGUUUUGGAAUUCACUUUGAAUCCGACAAGCUGAUACUCAGAAAGAAUGGUGUUUUCAUAGGAAAAGGCUUCGCUAAAUCUGGAUAAAUCAAAAUGUGUGUAAUGACAAUCCUUAAAAUAAAAGAUGUACCUAUUUCCAAAAAGUGAAUAAGAAUCUAGUUGCUUAUAUCACUGAGUCAUCUAAUAUUUGGCAUGAGAUUAGGAUAUGUAAAUCAAAAGUCUAUACAAAGACUAAUGAAUUUAAACAUGAUCCCAAGGUCCAAAAUUAGUAAUGACAAAUGUGAAGUUUGUGUCUAAGCAAAACUCACGAAAUCACCAUCGCCUCAUGUCGAAAGAACCACCGAACCUCUAAGUUUAAUACACACAUAGUUGUGCGACUUAAAGUACGUAAAAACUAAAGGCGGUAAAAAGUAUUUUUGUGACUUUCAUUGAUGACUGCACAAGGUACUGCAACAUAUACGUAGUAAAGAUGAAGUUUUGGAAAAAUUCAACGAGUAUAAACUCGAAGUUGAAAAACAAUUGAAAAAGACUAUCAAAAUAGUCAGAAGUGAUAGAGGAAGCGAGGCGAGUAUGAUGGGCGUUUUAAUACGUUUUGUCAACAAAAUGGCAUCAUCCAUCAAACAAUCACUCCUUAUUCACCAGAAUCUAACGGAGUUGCGUAAUGCAAGAACCGAACUCUGAAAGAGAUAAUGAAUGCAAUGUUGCAGGAAUCUGGUGUAGCUUAGCAUCUGUGGGGGAGGGGGUGGAGGGGGAGCUCUUCUCUCCGCAAAUGAAAUCCUUAACAGAAUACCUCAUAAGAUAUCUGACAAAAUGCCAUUUGAAUUUUGGAAAGGUAAUGUACCUUCGUACAAAUAACCUCAAAGUGUAGGGGUGCCUAGCAAAAGCGGCAGUGCCAUCUCCUAAAAAAGUUUCAAUUAGACCGAAAACCGUGGAUUGUAUAUUCAUUGGUUAUGCACGCAACAGCAGUGCAUAUAGGUUUGGUUUAUAAAUCAGAUAUGCCGGACAUUCAUGUCAAUACAAUCAUGGAAUCAAGACUUCUUCAUUCUUUGAAAAUAUAUUUCCAUGUAAGGAUAAACAAAAAAAGAGAUAUGGUGACCUCUUUUAAUGAGGCAAGUAAUUCUGGCACUUUUGUAACUAGAGCAGAAGAAAUGAAAGACGAACCUAGACGAAGCAAAAGAGCUCGUAAGGAAAGUCGUAUGGUGAAGAUUUCACAAUGGUAGUUCUCACAGAGAAUGAGCCAAAAUCUUACGCCGAAGCCAUGUCUACACCCGAUGCACCUUUUUGGAAGAAAGCAGUCAAUAGUGAAAUGAAUUCUAUAAUGCAUAACCAUACCUAUGAGUUAAUAGAGUUACCUCAAGGGUUCAAAGCAUUAGGGUGUAGAUGGCUGAUGAAAACCAAAUUGAAACUUGAUGGGUCGAUUGAUAAGUACAAGGCCAGACUUGUGGUGCAAAGAAACAUAAAAAAAAAAAAAGUAGGUCUAGAUUUCUUUGACACUUGUUCUCCUCUGAUGAGAAUAACUUCAAUCAGAAUAUUGAUUGCAAUUGCAGCAUUAAGAGACUUGGAAAUCCAUCAAACGGAUGUUAAAACUCUCUUUUUGAACGGAGAUUUAUAAGAGGAGAUAUACAUGAAGCAACCUGAAGGAUUCAUAUUCCAGGAUCAAGAACACAAAGUCUGUCGAACUGUGAAGUCAUUGUAUGGGCUCAUGCAAACACCAAAACAAUGACAUGAAAUGUUUGACACAAUAAUGAUGUCAAACGGAUUCAACAUCAAUGAAUAUGAUAAAUGCAUCUACCUCAAAUGUACUUCUAGCGGGUAUGUUUUGUUGUGUUUGUACUUUGAUGACAUGCUCAUUAUCGCAGUAACAGAGAUAUCAACCAACGAACCAAGAACAUGCUUCAUAGUCGGUCUGACAUGAAAACAUGGGUAUUGCGGAUGUUAUUCUCGGCACUAUAAUCACUCAAACUCCUGAUGGGAUAAUUUUUUCUCAGGAUCAUUAUGGUGAAAAGAUACUUUGAGAAGUUUAAAAAUUACUCAAAUGGAAUUGCAAAAACUCCACUAGACACUCAACUGUUGUUUCAGAAAAAUGCAAAUGAGUCAGUGUUGCAAGUGGAGUAUGCAAGGGUCAUUGGAAGUCUAAUCUACUUAACCAAUUGUACACAAACCGAUUUAGCGCAUGCGGUAAAAAGUAUUAAGUCGCUAUACAAGCAAUCCAUGUCAUAUACACUAGAAAGCCAUAACAAGGGCAUUGAAUUAUCUACGGUACACCAAACGUUAUGGGCUGCACUAUGGUAAAGAACCAUGUCUUAGAAGGAUACAAUGAUGCAAACUUGAUAUCUGACUCUAAGAACUCGAAAUCCACAAGUGGAUAUGUGUUUACACUUGGAGGUGCAGCGAUAUCUCGGAAAUCUUCCAAACAAACAGUAUUGACCAUAUCCACAAUGGAAUCUGAGUUCAUUACUUUAGACAAAGAAGCUGAAGAAGCAGAAUGGCUUUGUAACCUUUUGGAAGAUAUUCCAAUGUGGGAGAACCAAUCCCAGCUCUAAAAAUACAUUUGCGAUAGUCAGUCGGCUAUAGCUCGAGCACUGAAUACUCUCUAUAAUGGCAAGUCACAACACAUAAGACGACGUCCUAAGACCAUUAGACACUUGAUCUCAAGCGAUGCAAUAUCUAUGGACUAUAUAAAGUCAAUUGAUAACCUUGCGGAUCCAUUUACUAAAUGUUUAUCAAGAGAUCAAGUUUUAAAAUCAUCGAAGGGAAUGAGUUUAUUGCCGACGACUAAGGAUGUUUGAUGGAAUCCCCACCAUCGAGACUGGAGAUCCCAAGAAGUUGGUUCAAGGGGACAAUUAAAUCAAAUAAUAUCCGAUAAAAGCACUGAAACCUGCUUGUAUCCCAAGAUGAUAACAAUGCUCAUGUAAGUAAAAGGUUAAGCAUUGGCUUUUAAUGAGAUAAGACCAUAGCCUUCAUAUACAUGUAUAUAAAGUAUAACAUGUACUUUAUUGUGUUUAUGACAAGUUCAAUUAGCAAUCACCUAGUGAGUGUGAAAUGUGGCCGUUUCUAGGAGGUGAUCAGGCUAUAACCUCCAACUUCAUUCAUGAAACACCAGGCAAGUUCACAGCCAAAAUGAACACAAACAUGAGAACUUAACACCACGAGAAAACACAGCUGUGUUAAUAUCUGUUGACUCGGUGUACAUAAACUUUCAGGUGGUUCAUGACAUCAAGUUCACCACUAGAAAAGUAAAUCUGACAGAUACUAACAGUGAGUAGUUCAAGGCUAGAAAAUGCUACUACAUCACAUACAGUUAGUUUUUCGCUUAUACUCUCGUAAAGUACAUUUGUCUAGUCUUAGUUAAGUCUAGUCGUCGAGUCUGUAUAAGUUUUUUCGAAUCUUGCAUAUGUUUAGAUUAUUUCUAUUCAUGUAGGGGAUUAUUGGAACUAUUUUUACAAGUCUAUUGGGCUGAGUAAAAAUUAAGUAUGUGUGAAUAGAAUUUUACAAGCCUAUUGGGCUGAGUAAAAAAAUUAGUCUAACGUGAAGUAAAUGUUGUACUUUAUAUGGAGAAAGUCCAUCACUUUUGCAAGCCCAUGGGCUGAGUAAAAUGUUGGAAAAAUCUUUUACUAAAGUUGAUGACUAAGCUAAGUCUAUCCGUGAUAAAUGGCUUAAGCUAAGUAAACUUGGUGACUAAUCUAACUUAGUGACUAAGCUAUGCAACUUAGUGACAAAUGACAAAUACUAAAGCUCACUUGGUGUUUAACCUUGAUGAGUUAGUAACAAGUGUCAAAAGCUUAAAUACACUUUAUGACACAUUUUGACACAUGUCAAAGUUUUUAUGACUAAACUUUGUGAAUCUUUCCAUUAAGGAUAUAAUCUCAUACACUUGAGAACUCACAAAUUCAUACAUAAACUUCCACGUACAAAAAUUUCAGCAAUACCUCUAGUCUUUCAAAGUAAGUCUCGAGAGUGUAGCGUGAUAGUUGGUUCGCAGAUUCUGUUUUGGGUGAAGCAAAACAGCCUUACGUGGUUUUAUCAUGGGACUCAAAAUCGUACAAAAAUCAUCUCAUCUACGGAUGAUUUAUUGAGUUACAGAAAGUGAUCAAAUCACGACUCCACGUAUUUGUCUUUUCCAUAUCGAUUUUAAAACUUUUUUACCGUUUUAUAUUAUCGUUAUCAUCACACAUUGUUUCGUAAUUUUCAAUAUGAAUUCUCGCGUCCUAACAUAUAUAACAAGAACGUCAUAUAACAAUAGAGUCUACUACUACACUUCAUAUAAACAGACAAAGAGAACCGAGAGAGAGAGAGAGAGAGAGAGAGAGGGAUAGCAAGAUUCUAGAGGAGAUGGGAAAGUUCGAGGAGCAUAAGCCAGCAUUGGCCAUGAUCGGGAUUCAGAUGUGUUACGCAGGAGUGACUCUUUCUGCAAGAGCUACUAUGGUUAAUGGAUUAAGCCCUCGCGUUUUUAUCCUCUACAGACAAGCUUUUGCGACCAUUUUCAUCUUCCCGUUUCUCUACUUCUCAAGGGGAAAACCGAAGAUAUCUUCACUGGAUCUCAAGAGUUUUUCUUUAAUUUUCUUGGUCUCGCUUGUAGGCAUUACAAUCAAUCAAAACCUGUAUCUUGAAGGUCUUUACUUAGCUUCAUCGGCAAUGGGAAGUGCCGUGGGUAACAUCAUCCCAGCAAUCACCUUCCUCAUCUCAUUUCUGGCAGGAUAUGAGAAAGUGAAUCUCUGGGAUAAAAGAGGCCUAGCGAAGAUAGCAGGGACUAUCCUCUGUGUAGCAGGAGCGACCUCCAUGACUCUGCUUCGUGGACCAAAGAUUCUCAACUCAGGAUCCACUUUACCAGUAGCCAAUGCAGUAUUAGGAGAUUUGAAAGACCAGAACACGUGGCUGUUUGGUUGUUUGUUCUUGUUUUCUAGCACUCUUUGCUGGUCCUUUUGGCUUACACUUCAGGUUCCAAUCUCUGCCUAUUACCCAGAUCACCUCUCUUUAUCAGCUUGGAUGUGUUUAUUUGGAACAUUACAAUGCGCAGUGGUCACUUUCUUCCUUGAGAAGGACCCAAACAGUUGGAUUCUCCAUUCAUACUCCGAGUUUGCAACCUGUCUUUACGCAGGAGUUGGGGCGUCAGCACUUUCGUUUACGGUCCAAGCUUGGGCUAUAUCAAAGAGAGGUCCUGUUUUCUCUGCUUUGUUUAAUCCUCUCUGCACAGUCAUCGUCACAAUCUUGGCUGCUCUGUUCUUCCAAGAAGAGAUUUACAUUGGAAGUUUAAUCGGAGGAUUAGGUGUCAUUAUGGGACUUUACAUUGUGCUUUGGGGUAAAGCAAAAGAUGUCAUGAUGAAUCAAGAACAGAUAGACAGUGAAAACGACUCAGAAGUGAAGAUUCAUAACGAAGAUUUUUCAAACACAACAAACUGUAACAGGGAUCUUGAGGAUCCCCUUCUGUCAAAAUAGAUAUCAACUGAAGAAAUCAAAACACAGCAACAACUAAACUGAUUCAAGAAUAUUUCAUUCUUCUAUUUUCAGAAUUUUAAAAAGAUGUUUUGCUAUAGUAAAAAAACAGUAAAAUGAUUUAUUAAUGAAAAAUAUCAUAGUCCAGUCUAAAUAAGAAGCAUACUUCUACGAUAUGAUAUUUGCCAUAACAGGGGGAAAUCAAGAAUUCUAGAUCCGUUUAGAACUUUGAGUCUUGUUCUUGAAAUGUUUUCAUAUUUAAAAACACAUGCUAAACCUUGAAAGGCUAUAUACCAAAAAAACUUCAAUGUUAUCAUAAAUUUUCGAAAACUUCAAUACCAUUUCUUCAAGUUCCUAUUGAUGGGCUCUUCUUCUUUGCUACCUUCAAAUACAAAAUGAUAACUACAAAGGUUUUACUUGUUCCACCAGAGUGCUUACUAUGCGGUACAAGUCAUGAAUCACGACAACAUCUACUCUUUGAUUGUGUUUACUGUAGGAACGCAAAUUCUACAAUAGGGCGAACUUUUUAUUACAAUUUAAAAUCAAUACUUACAAGGUUUUAGGCAUUCGCUUGCUCUCGGAUACAUCACGUGUAUUUGCACUGAGCUUGAUAUGGCGUUUACUCACGAGCUCUGGAUCACUUUGGGUCGCUUGGACAACAGCUUACUUGUUGCGUUCUUAAGUGUUGAAAGACUUUUAAAUAUUACAGGUGACUAUGGCACACAAGUCUUAGGCGUUCCUCGCUAUGCGACAGUCUCGAAAGCGGCCUCUGGUGGACAAUAGAGCAUUCGUCGGUGUCGUGGCCAUCACCUACGGGUGAUGAUGGCCUGCAUCCACUCUUUUCCAGCUCCGGCAGAAGACGCAGCUGCUGAUCGUCGUCUAUGGUGGCACGGGGAAGAUGACUACAAGCCGACUUUCUCUAGCAAGGAAACAUGAGAGCAACUUCGGACCCAUCACCCACGGCUUAACUGGAGCAAGGUUUUCUGGUUCCAACAGGGCAUACCUCGAUUUUCAUUUAUAACAUGGCUGGCUUUUCAGGACAUAUUGGCGACACGAGCGAGAAGCAGAGCAUGGGGUUGUAUCCAACCGUGUAUCCUUUGUGGUGAACCGGACGAGACUCGCGACCACCUCUUCUUCGCUUGUUCCUAUUCUUUUACAGUGUGGUUUGACCUAACAUGAUUUCUACUGGGCUCUCGUGUGAAUCAUGACUGGUCUAUCACUAUUGCUUAUCUUCUUUCUCCGCGUAGAAAGGAGAUUGAUACAUGCCUCCUAAAGCUUGCUCUUCAAGCUACAAUACACACAGUGUUUGGCGAGAGAGGAAUAGCAGACGCCACCAUGGCGAUCCUUUUAGCAAAUCUCAAAUGGUUCGCUUCAUCGACAAAACCAUUGGAAACAGGAUAUCCCUCUUCUCUACCGGAAGCCAGCCUUCUAUAGCGACAUGAUGCAACGAUGGGUUGCAAGGACUGUUCCUCCAUAAGUUUUCAGUUCUCUGUUUUCUUUUUGAAAAUUGUAUUCAAUUUCUGAAAGAAUACACUUCAAUAGCCUGUAUUUUUUUUUUGUUGAUAAUCAAUUUAACAAUUCAACCAAAAAAAACACGAUAAUCCAGGCCAUGUGCUUUAUGAUUGAAUCAAAAGACUUAUAAAAAGAAAAUAAAUUACUUUGUCAUCAAUAAAGAAUAUUUGGAAGCUUGUUGUUGACUCUUCGUUCAAAAACAUAACAAUUCCAUAAGAUUAGCAGAGAGGAGUUGUGAUAAAGAGAUAGAACAAGUAUACUCCAUA
Molecule: messenger RNA, 8755 nt
Organism: Brassica rapa (field mustard)
Lineage: Eukaryota; Viridiplantae; Streptophyta; Magnoliopsida; Brassicales; Brassicaceae
Product: WAT1-related protein At4g30420
Cellular component (GO): membrane
Molecular function (GO): transmembrane transporter activity
Source: RefSeq, a predicted model, not a curated record